Molecule: messenger RNA, 678 nt
Organism: Venustampulla echinocandica
Lineage: Eukaryota; Fungi; Ascomycota; Leotiomycetes; Helotiales; Pleuroascaceae
Exons: 1
Coding region: 1-678 (225 amino acids)
Source: RefSeq, a predicted model, not a curated record
AUGGCCAGCGGCGUCCUAAGCGUCAACUGGAUUCCCCGGUACAACAGAGGCAACUGGCCAGGCGACACACCAGGCUACUUCUGCGGUACAAUCCCCACCGCCAACGCGGCUUGCCUAGAAUACAGCUCCACCAACAUCGCCUCCCCCUAUCCGCCGCGGACAUUCGAGAAGUGCUGCAAUGGCCCCAUAAUCAACAUCACCUCUCCCGUCACAGACCCCAAAGACCCUUCAUAUGGUACGAGCUGCCUCGCGUAUUGCGCGGUGGAUUUAUCGCGCAGCUCAGGCCUCAGGAGUGGAUUUAGCGAUUACUUUACCUGCCUGCAGGCGCGGACGAAUGGCUCAUAUAGAUUCGAUGAUUCGAUCUACGGUAGUGUGACGUGCGGAUGGGGAAAUAAUUCGCGCCAUGAGAAGUGUGUCUCGAGUGUCAGUAUCCAGAAGGAUCUAGCGACCAAGACCACGGUUGCGCUGUCAGAUAUUACGAAUGCGGUAUCGUCGCAUAUGACUUUCUCGACUUGUCCGCCCGAAACUACUGCUUCGACUACUACCACGCCUGCAGAAACGCCUACUGCAGCGGGCGCGGGGAAGACGUCAGGGGCCCGGUCUGAGAAUAGGGAAAUGUCAGUGGGCUCUAUGUUCGUGGUAGCGCUUAUGGUGUCAUCCAGCUUUCUAUUUCUAUAA